This is a messenger RNA of Symsagittifera roscoffensis, 2588 nucleotides long. RefSeq names its product synaptotagmin-15-like. Gene Ontology annotation, cellular component: exocytic vesicle; plasma membrane. Lineage: Eukaryota; Metazoa; Xenacoelomorpha; Acoela; Convolutidae. Gene Ontology annotation, biological process: cellular response to calcium ion; regulation of dopamine secretion; calcium ion-regulated exocytosis of neurotransmitter. The coding region runs from base 1154 to 2488 and encodes 444 amino acids. Gene Ontology annotation, molecular function: phosphatidylserine binding; calcium ion binding; clathrin binding. The transcript is spliced from 8 exons. The record is from RefSeq and is a predicted model, not a curated record.
AGUCUUUUCUAACUAAAAUUAAAAGGUGAAGCUGUUUUUGGUGUCUAAUGAUUCCCACAAACACCUCUCCCCUCUCUCUUGUUUUUGUCUGAGACGAAGAACACCCUCAAUGCAGCCUCAUUUAUCGUGUUCAAUUCCUGCCAACCCUACUGCAAUCCAACAGUUCCAUCAGAGAAAAGUAGACUCUUGCAAAUAAAUCCAAUUAACUUCUUAUCUUCAACUCCAUUAACAAUAGGGUCCCGUUGUGGCCGUAUCACGGCUUUAUUAUUACAGAACUAUUUAAAAUGCAUUAAUACUCUAGUUUAUUUUCACCCUCCACUUUCGUUUAUUAUCUUCUUUCGUUUACCCAUUGAUGCUUUCGUUUUUUUUCUGGAGAAUAAAUAACAAAAAUAAGCGCCGUAGCUUCUACUUUUUUGUUGAAAUCGAAAGUUAAUCACAGUUAAUUCCGAUUGUCGUCCAUUUUAAAGGGCUUUUAUCUUCACAAUCUGAAAAGAAGAUGCAGUCACACGUUAAUAUGGAUUUGUCAUAGCCAUAGCCAAGCACUUCCCACCAAUUAGGUGAAAUAGUUCGUCGAUUAACUGUUCUGCCUUUUACCCGAAUUUCAUCGAUUUGUAUCGCAAAUGGUUAGAAGUGAGGUUAGUUUCCCGGCAGUGUUUUACGGUAGUCAUCGUUUACAGCAUUUUAAGUAGCUGCAUAAAAUCAUCGGGUGUUUUUGGUAUAAUUUUCGAUGAAGCCGUCUAAUCAUUUUCCUAUUUCUCCCCUCAUUGCGGAAACGAGGUCUAAUAAGGUUUAUUUGUGUCGUAAAUUAGCUCCUGUGUCGGGUGAAACCACAACAAAAACAUUUCAGGGCUUUUAUUUAUUGCUUGUUGGCCAACAUUGUGAAAGCACUCAAUUGUUUUCCUCUCCUAGCUAAACUAUACUCCAACAAAGGAGCAAGUUUUCAAAACUGCUUUUACGCUUUAUUAGUUUUCCUCGAGCCCCGACUUCGAAAUUGAUCGGAGACCAUACGCAGCACUAAUACACACCACAUCUGACUGACUCCAUUAGCUGCUUCUUCUUCUGCUCCCACUUCGACUUCGCCCGCUGAAUAAUUCACUAAGGGCCCGCAUCAACAGCUUUCACCUCCAAGUGACCUUCAUCUCUAUAGUGGACCAUGUCGUUCGGCACCAGUUCAACCCAUAGUCUCGUGGUCUUCACCCAAAAACAGGGCAGAAUCGACAUGUUCGAUGCGGGGAUUCCCUUCAAAAUCCCAGACGUGAGUCCUUCGCGCCAACGCAACUACGUCAGUCCCCCCUCCCUCUCUCCGUUCCCCUCCCCCUCGGGAUCGACAGGCGUGAACGAGAGCAGCAACCAACUGUACCCAGGCACAGACAAGCGGCCAUCCACCCAGCUGUCCUCAAGCAAUCUUCUAUCCCCCAUCAACCCCCUGCCCCUCACACGCAGAGUAUCAGCUGCCGGCGACUUCUACAUUCCGGGAGAGCAGACGCCGAUUGGGAAAGUGAACCCAGAGUUGUAUCAGAACGAGCAUGAUGACGACUGGUCUGGAGACUCCGGGGCCGGUGGGGCCUCAGGAGGCAACAGCUGUUUCUUCUCCUCCGCCUCCUCCUCCUCCCAACACCUGGGCAGACUCUGGUUCACCGUGGAAUACUCCGAGGAUCAACAACUUCUGUCAGUCACAGUACUCAAGGCAUUCAGCAAGUACAACAGGAACCCUCCUUCUAGCUAUGACACAUUUGUGAGGGUGUAUCUCCUACCUGAUGAGAUUUGCUUCCACAAAACAAAGACCCUGAAGAAGACGGCCAUGCCAUCAUUCGAUGAAACAUUCUCAUUCAAGGUUGAGAAGGACAGUCUGAGCAAGCAUCAGGUGAAGUUUGUGAUGUUGGAAGUGGACAGGACCCGGAAGAGAUUCAUGACGUCAUUCACAUUAUUUUCCCUCAAGGAGUUCGACGCCAAACAAGCCAAGAAGACUUGGCAGAACCUCAAGCCAUCUGUCACGAUGGACAAGUUUGGGGCUGAGAUGCAGUUGUCGAUCUGCCACGAGAAGAACUUCAACAAACUCAAUGUCACCAUAAUGGACGUCAGGGGAGUGUUCCUACCCAGCCUCAGACUCGGGUUCUACACUGAACACAAACAGUCUCUGCUCACAUGCUACGUGCGAGUAACUCUGAAGAAAGGAGACAAAGACCUGAAGACUAAGAGCACGAAGGCGGUGUCAGUGAGUGACUCAACUACCCUGGUCAAGAUCAACCAGCAGAUCCAGUUCACAGUAAAGAAGGAGAACGAACUGUUGUCCAGCACAUGGCUGCUCGUGGAACUAUUCGUACGAACACCGUCACUAAAAGAAGAGUUGGUGGGUGAAGUGUCGAUUGGACCUGGCAGCUUCGCCAAUGGGAGCAGGGUGGAGCAGUGGUUGAACGUAUGUGAUCAACCGAAUCACCAAAUACGCAUGUGGCACAAACUAGACUACUUCCCCACAAAAACACAAUGAUUCCAUAUUCACUCAUGAAUAGAAAAGUGGAGGGUGAAUGUGCUAGGUAGCUUUCAAAAAUGCCCUGUCCUACUCCAUUAUUUAACUUCGUACAAUUUAA